ACGGCAGGUCCUUCAGCUCGCUGGACGUCGCCUCUUGGCUGUGGAGGGGACUGAGCAGCAUUGUGUACAGCUGGGUGCUGUGCAGGGGGUCACCAUGCUGAACGUCCCCUCCCCCUCAUUCCCCGUCCCCAAUUCCCAGCAGCGGGUGUCUGCAGGUGGGAGGAGCAAGAACCCAUUAAAACCUGGAAGGAGUCUUAUGGACUGGAUCAAACUCAAAAGUAGUGGCAAAGAUUUAACAGGCCUAAGAGGACGCUUAAUAGAAGUGACAGAAGAAGAACUUGCAAAACACAAUAAGAAGACAGACUGCUGGACAUGUAUCAGGGGAUUGGUCUAUAAUGUCACUCCUUACAUGGAAUACCAUCCUGGGGGUGAGGAGGAGCUCAUGAAAGCAGCUGGAAUAGAUGGCACUCAACUUUUUGAUCAGGUUCAUCGUUGGGUUAACUAUGAAUCGAUGCUGAAAGAGUGUCUAAUUGGAAGGAUGGCUGUGAAACAUGCUUCGUUAUUGAAAGGUUUGACAGCAACUGAAAACUCAGAGAAAACUCUCAUAAAUGGCUUGCUUCCUAGCAGCGCUAAACAGGAGUCUGGUAAAGCAUUUAAGCCAAGAUAUGACUGGUUCCAAACAGAUUCUACAGUGACUUUGGUUAUCUAUACCAAGCAAAAGAGCAUGUUUUCGGAGAUGGUUGCAGUUGAUUACCAAGAUAACAUCCUGCGAGGAGAGAUAACCAUAGAAGAUUACUCUUACCUUCUGCACAUUGAAUUGAGCCACACAGUAGAGGACUUUGAAGUUUGUACAUCAAGUAUUACUGGAAAAAUAGAAGUGAUUCUGCAGAAGGAAGAUCACAAGGCAUGGAAUAACCUGGGAAAAUCAUUGGAAGGAAAUAACUCUUUCAUUAAGAAGUCUCAGAGAGGAGUUUAUUAUAGGAAAUGCAGACUAACUUCAAAAACAGCCAUCAAUCACAAUACCAGAUUAUUUACCUUUGAACUACCUCGGUGCUGUUAUCGUCUGGUUCCUGUGGGACAUCAUGUUUACUUGAAACUACCAAUUGAAGAUAUGGAAAUAGUAAAGCCAUAUACCCCCGUGUCCCAGGAUUUGGUAAUAGAUCACAUACAGUCAACAGAUUCUGAGAAGAAAUAUAUUUACCUGAUGAUUAAAAUCUACACAAAUGGAAGUUUUACGCCACACUUUGAUAAACUAGAAAUAGGUGACCACGUGUCUGUGAGCAGCCCCCAGGGGUGUUUUAGGAUGGCCCAGAUUGAAGGCAUAGAGGAUAUUUUCCUUGUGGCAGCUGGCACCGGAUUUACACCAAUGGUUAAAUUGUUGAAGAAUGUACUGAGCGGUUCACCCAGCCUCAGAAAAGUGAAGCUGAUUUUUUUCAACAAAACUGAAGCUGAUAUCUUAUGGAGAGAACAACUGGAAACAUUGUGUUUAUCUGACGGGAGGUUUGAAGCCCAGUUUAUCCUUUCCGAACCUAGUCAGUCAUGGGUUGGACAUAAAGGUCCGAUAUCAUCUUCCCUUCUUUCAGAGGCCUUAACAAGAAGUAAAGAAGAUUCCUCUGCUUGGAUUUGCAUUUGUGGCCCAAAUGGUUUUGUUGAUCAAGGACUAAGGUGUCUAGAAGAAGACCUUGGCUUUACUAAAGAACAACUCUUUGUUUUCAGAGAAUAGCUGUUCUCAUGGUUCCAUUUGGUGAUCAGCUACCAAUAAAAAUGUCUAUGCAUCUUCAUUGUCA
Molecule: messenger RNA, 1727 nt
Organism: Bufo bufo (common toad)
Lineage: Eukaryota; Metazoa; Chordata; Amphibia; Anura; Bufonidae
Product: cytochrome b5 reductase 4
Exons: 16
Coding region: 95-1663 (522 amino acids)
Biological process (GO): superoxide metabolic process; generation of precursor metabolites and energy
Cellular component (GO): endoplasmic reticulum
Molecular function (GO): oxidoreductase activity; heme binding
Source: RefSeq, a predicted model, not a curated record